Messenger RNA from Geodia barretti, 585 nucleotides. NCBI's taxonomy places the organism in Eukaryota, Metazoa, Porifera, Demospongiae, Tetractinellida, Geodiidae. The record is from the annotation of a GenBank genome assembly.
AAAACGACCCAUCAGUGUGACAUUGACAAUGGUGGCUGCAGCUACAUGUGUGAGACGGACGAUAGUGGUAUUGGUAACUGCAUCUGCCAAGCAGGCUUCAAGGUCAACAAAAGUGGAGGAUGCAGAGAUAUAAACGAAUGCCAAACCAACUCACACGGAUGCGAACAGAACUGUCAGAACACCCAGGGUUCCUAUCAGUGCAUCUGUAAUGAAGGCUAUGCCCUCCAUAUUGACAAAAAGCACUGUACAAGGUGUGAAGAGGUUUACAAUGUAACACAAGGUGUAGUCGAACCAACUGGGUACCCAGGACCAUACCAUGAUCACCAGAACUGCCUAUACAAAAUUCUGAUACACCCCGAGCAUGUCCUGAAGUUGACAAUUCGCGUGGUGAACAUCCAAUACUCGGACAAAUGCAGGAAAGAGUUUUUAAAAAUGCAACACGGGCAUUUCAAGAACAACAGACGACUGUGCCACUACAUCAGCAAUAUCUCCUACUAUAUCAGGGACAGCAAUGAUUCAGAGUUGAAUUUCAACAAGUCCCACGUUCAACCGUGUCAGAUACAAAACUCAACACUGUUCAUGUAG